AUGUCUCUUAUCAAGUGUGGUAAAAGCGUUGAUAUUGUUGAUGAGGGUUCAAGUAAUGUUGAAAUCAAUUCUGUAAAAUCAUCUCAAAAUCAACAUAUGGAGUUGGAUGAAAAUGAAGAAAUGGAGCAUCGAAAUAAGAAAUCCUAUAGCAUAAUUAAUGUACCACAAAAGUGUGUAAAUGAAUCCAUCUCUGAGUAUUAUUCCUUCUAUAAAACUAGAGCAGUCGUACAAUAA
This is a messenger RNA of Paraglomus brasilianum, 234 nucleotides long. The record is from the annotation of a GenBank genome assembly. Lineage: Eukaryota; Fungi; Glomeromycota; Glomeromycetes; Paraglomerales; Paraglomeraceae.